AUGGCUAGUGUGCCUAAAUUUGUAAAAGAAAUUGAAAUAAAUGUAUCUCAUAAACUUCUGAAAAUUGAGAAAACUAAUAGUGAGUUAUUAGAACCUCAACAACUGCACUGUGAUAAAAUUUUAGAGAUUUACCAAGAAGCGUUCAAUAAGUUAAUAACAGGGACAAUUACUUUUUCAAAACUUCUCACUGAAAUCAAAGACGCAUAUGAAUGUUCUAUACAAAUUCGUGACAAACGUAUAUCACAAUUCAUUAUUCAAGACAAAAAUCUAUUGAAUACUAUGUUAUCUUCCGGAAAACCAUCGACCGUAUAUAUUUUAGACGCAGGAUUUUCUGGUCAAUUGUCGCGUCAUGUAGGAACCAGCCCGGAUGGCCAUCCACUGUGGUGUUCAAAGUUCCUUCAAACAAAUCCUGAUGAUGUUUUCAAGACACAUCUCGACUUUCUGCGAGCCGGUUCAGAUAUUAUUUCGACUAAUACAUAUCAAGCUUCUGUCGACGGCUUUGUUAAAUAUCUCGGUGUUACGUCUGAAGAAGGUUAUGGUAUCAUAACGCGCGCAGUAGACCUCGCAAAGCGCGCGCGUGAAGUUUACAACAAUGAAUGUCAACAAGGUAAUAAACCAGUUCGUAAUAUUCAAAUUUCCGGUUCAAUUGGCCCCUACGGUGCAUAUCUUCACGAUGGCUCUGAAUAUGAUGGCAGUUAUGCAGACAAAGUCAGUGUUGAGGAGAUGAAAGAGUGGCAUGCUCCUAGGCUUAGAGCGUUAGUUACAGCAGGAGUUGAUCUCAUAGCUUUUGAAACCCUCCCCUGUCGUAAGGAAGCUGAAGUAUUAGUAGAGAUGUUAAAGGAGUAUCCACAUAUGAAGGGAUAUCUGUCAUUCAGCUGUAAAGAUGAAAAUUCUCUAGCCAAUGGAGAAGACUUCAAGACAGUUAUAAAGAAAUGUUGGGACAUGAACCCCACCCAGUUGAUAGCUGUUGGAGUGAACUGCUGUCCUCCUACAAUAGUAGCUAAACUGAUUAAGGGUAUUAAUGAUGACAGGCAGUCCAAGAUCCCCUUUAUUACAUAUCCUAACUCAGGGGAGAAGUAUAAACCAAAAGAAGGAUGGGUUGAGGCAGAAAAGUGUAAACCUCUUGCUAACUUUGUUGAGGAGUAUUUAGACCUAGGGAGAGUCUUUGGUAUAUCAGCAAAAAAGAAACAAAAUUAUGACAAAAUUAAAAAGAUGUUAAAAGAAAAUGAGGAUUUAAGAGAGAACAACCUGAAACUGACAUUUGAAAUUUCGAAACUUAAGAAAGAUAUGGGAAAGCUAUCUGAUGACAACUUCUCGGACUACCUGUCACUAAUGCGAGAGAGGGACGCCCGUUAUACGCUGUACUUCGAGAACCUGGCGUUGCAUAUGAAGAUCAAGGAAUUAGAUGGAAGCUCAUACCAGGUCGACGAAGCAUAUGGAGAUCCGGUAGUACUGAGAAUAGCUUUAGAUAGGUGCAGGGAACAGCUGUCAAAAACGCAACUAGAUCUCAACAAAAAGAACGAUGAAUACGCGGAUACAGUUCCCAGGCGUCAAUACGAUACUCUGGAAACAAAAUACUUUGGCCUCGUCAAGGCGUUUGAUUCACUAAAACAAGAACAUGGAGCUCUUCAAGAGAACUACAAUCGGCUGUUGGCAUCGAAGACAUCCAUCAAAGAGGAGUUGUGCGAGACAAAAGAACGUUGUAAUGAAUUGGAACGCGCCGGUACUCCACGGCCACGGUGGGAACUGUGUGCUGAUUUCAUCGGAGGUGGACGAGAUAGAUGGCGGCAGUUAGCGAGUAAUCUCUCAUCACGGGACAUUCUAAGAGUGUUAUUAAAGGAACUGGGUCCAGCAGCCGAAGGAGAUAACUUGGAACACUUCGAUGGACUUGGUAUAGAUCCAAUCAUACCUCCAUACUUGAGGUAUGAAGGUAAGGUGCGCAAUCUGCGUCUGUCCCGGCGAGAAAUAAGUGUGAUCAUCAAUGAUAUCUGGCUUGGCAAGAAGGAUCAUAUCCAGGACAUAUCAAUGCAAGACUAUGUUACAAAGUAUUUCGAAGAUAGGUAUCAGCAACCAUCAGUGCGCGCCGAAUGGGCUUACAAUCUCUGUGCUGGAGUGGAGCAGAUGCUGGAUGAACCACAAGUAAAACUAUUCUGGGGUGUGCUACACGGUCAUCUUAGUGAACACAUCUAUUGGGGACAUCAAAACCAAUGGCAGUCAUUAAAAGAGCAACUGUAUAAACAUAGCAAAGACAAAGAGAAUAUAUCAAUAGAUGAAUUUGAAAAAAUAUCUAAAUCCGUAUUUCCGAUGAAGAGUGAAGUGGAUAUUAAGAACAUGAUGGACGUGGUGCGCAAACAGCUUAAAUUAAAAAUGAACAGCAACGAAAUAAAUUUAGACAAAUUGUUUCAAGAGAAUGAGGAGGGUUUCGAUCGUCUGGAAUUCGCACGUGAGUUGUACCGUCAGCGACAAAUGGCCCAGGACAAGUAUAUUCGAGAAGUAGUUGGGGAACUUGGGGGCAAACACGCUUCUAAUAAAAUGGUUACCGUGGAGAACGUUAAAAGAGCAUUUGCCAUAAUUGAUCCUGCUAUAGAUCACAUACGCAUGGAGCGCUAUAUUCGCUGGGCGUUUUCUGAUCCAACUACGGACGUGAACAGUAUUUCUCCAGUUCCUUUAAGAGUUCUGGCCACAAGACUAGCUGCUGGUGAUAUUGAAAGAGUUGGACCGAGAUAUCGAGGAACUCGUCGAAUAACUUACAAAUAA
This is a messenger RNA of Arctia plantaginis, 2757 nucleotides long. The record is from the annotation of a GenBank genome assembly. Lineage: Eukaryota; Metazoa; Arthropoda; Insecta; Lepidoptera; Erebidae.